Sungouiella intermedia is the source of this 2706-nucleotide messenger RNA. The record is from the annotation of a GenBank genome assembly. NCBI's taxonomy places the organism in Eukaryota, Fungi, Ascomycota, Pichiomycetes, Serinales, Metschnikowiaceae.
AUGGCUAAACAAAAAGGGAGAAGAUCCGGAAAGAAGAGAUCGCAAAACAAAAUCUUGGAUGCGUUCCAGAUUGCUGAACGAUCUUCUAAAGGAAAAAACGAAUACAGCCUGGAAGAAGAUGGCGAUGAGUUGCAAGUUAGAGAUGGAGUGAUGGAUGCCAGAAGAUUCAUGAAAAACCAGCAAGAUGACGACGACAGUGACCUUGAGGACGAGGAAUUGGACUCUGAUGAGGCUCUUGGUUCAGACGAUGAUUUUGAUGUUCUCAACUCUACUAUGUCACAAACAAUCAGGGACAAGAAUAAGAGAAGAAAGAGAGGAGAAGAAUCCGAGUCAGAAUCCGAAGAUGAAGCAUAUGACAGCAUAGAUGAGUCUCAGUUGGUGACAUUGUCGGAGGCAUGGGAUUUGGACGAUAAGGAUUUGGGAUUGACCAAAGGACCAGCAUCCUCUAAAACAAAAGACGUGAUUUUUGACGAUGACCGUGAGUCUGAAUCUGAAUCGGAGUCUCAGUCUGGUUCUGAAGGCGAUUCAGAGUCUGAAUCUGAAAGUGAUAGCGAGAGUGAGUCUGAAAGCGAAGACGAAGAGCAGAUGCUCCGAGGAUCCGACGAUGACGAGGUAGAUCUUACUACCACCACUUCCAAAAUCAAAUCACAAGUCAAGAAUCCAGAAACCAGAAAGCGUUUGAUAUCUGAGACCACCGAUGAAAACGAGUUCAGCGUUCCAACCAGAGGUAGAAAGCUCACAUUGGCCGAAAUGAUGGCUGGAACGGAUGCAUCAGAUGCUCCACUCAUUGACCAAGAGGAAGAGGAGCUCAAACCACUUGCUGUACCUUUGCCCAAAAGAAUUCAGCAACGUCACGAUAGAAAGGCUGCAUACGAAAUUACCAAAGAAGAAGUCUCGAAAUGGCAAGAUACUGUGAGGGCAAUCCAGGAAGCAGAUCACUUACAAUUUCCAUUGGCUCCUGCCGAUCAAGAGGAACAGGAUGAGAUAGAUGCCGAGGCCGAGUAUGAGGCACUUCAGUUCAUUCCAGAAGCACAUGCAACAACCGAACUUGAAAGUAAGAUCAAUGGUCUUUUAACGGCCGGAGCCUUACUUGACGAAUCUAAGGAAGCCACUUUUGAGCAGAUGCAAUCGGCUAAACUCUCUAAAGACGAGUUGUUCAAGAGAACCCAGGAGCUCCGGCGUAUGAGAGAGCUCAUGUUCCGUGACGAGCAGAGAGCCAAGCGUAUCAAGAAAAUCAAGUCCAAGCAAUUUCACAAAAUCAGAAAGAGGGAAAGAUUGCGGGACGCGGAGUUGGUGGAGGGAUCUGACGAGUCGGAUGCAGAAGAUCACGACAUGAAGAGAGCAGAAGAGAGAAUGUCGCUCCGUCACAAGACUCAAUCCAAAUGGGCCAAGUCCAUGAUCAAAUCUGGUAUCACCAAAGAUGCAUCCACAAGAGCUGAGCUUGAGGAGAUGCUUAGGCAAGGUGAAAGAUUGCGCGCAAAGCAGUUGGGCUACGAGGAGGGAGAACAAAGUGACGAUGGUGUCUCUGAUAUCGAAAGAGAGUACGACAAUGACAAUGCUGAGGCCGAGGAACUCGAAAGAGGAAAAUUGGGUAAAGGUGUCCUUGCCAUGGAUUUCAUGAAGACUGCAGAGGAAAGAAAACGUAAGGAGAACUUGAAGGAGAUUGAGUUCUUGAAAAGCAUGCGUGAGGAUGGAAAAGCUGACUUUGCCGAUUCCGAGAGCAAUUCAAUCAACCAACUCAAGAAUCAAGGUAGAAGAGUUUAUGCUCCUAGUGUUGCGGCAGAGAAGCAGGAAAUGGAAGAAUUCGAAGAAGAGAUCUUGCAGGACUUCAGAGACGAAGAGGCCAAGAGCUUAGAGAACAGAAUGCGGAGUAGGGACAGAGAGCAAGUUGAAGAUGAAGAGGAUCAGCCACCUGCUAAGAAACACAAGAUCGAGGAGAGAGAGGAGGAGGAAUUCAAAGGUUUUGAUGACGAAAGUGACGGUUCUGGAAGCAACGACGAUGAAGAUGCCGAAGCAGAGAACCCAUGGUUGAUGGCAAGCGAUGAACCUACCGAAAAAUCAAAGAAGUUCAACGUUAUCACCGAAGAUUCCUCGAGAUUGUCAAAGGCUGCCAACAAGAUCCAAAAGCAUGCCAACAAGAAGUCCAGUAGCAAGUCUAAGGGUCCAACAUCGCUCAUUGAUAUGGAUGCUAUCCUUGAAAUGGAAGGCGACGUAUACGGUAGUGACAAUGAAGACAGUGGAACUUCCCGUAUGUUCCGCCAGCAGAACUUGAUCAAGGAGGCAUUUGCUGGCGAUGAUGUUACGAGUGAAUUCAAUGAGGAAAAGGCCAGAAUUGCCGAGGAAGAAGACGACAAAGAAGAAGAUCUUACCUUGCCUGGAUGGGGAGAUUGGGCAGGUAGUGACAAGCCUCAGAAACCCAAGAAGAAGUUUGUGUUGAAGAUCGAUGGAGUGGCCCAAAAGGACAAGAGAAGAGACAAGAACUUGAAGAACGUCAUUGUCAACGAGACAGUCAACAAGCACAAUUUGAAGUACCAGUCUUCAAGUGUGCCAUUCCCAUACGAGUCUAAGGAGCAAUAUGAGAGAGCAUUGAGAAUGCCAAUUGGUGAAGAAUGGACUUCAAGAGUCACUCACCAGAAGGCAACACUUCCACGGGUCAUUGUCAAGCAAGGUAUGGUAAUCAACCCAUUGCAGGCACCAUUCAAAUAG